Linum trigynum is the source of this 3879-nucleotide messenger RNA. The record is from the annotation of a GenBank genome assembly. NCBI's taxonomy places the organism in Eukaryota, Viridiplantae, Streptophyta, Magnoliopsida, Malpighiales, Linaceae.
AUGGCUACAUCUAGUAAGUUCGAUACAUCUUCUGGUAGCCCAGAUAGGCCAGUGUACAACAGUGUCCAGCGUGGAUCCCAUACCGUCACUCAAUUGGAUAGAUCAAGUAGUUUCCGUGAGACCAUGGAGGGUGGUCCAGUCCUAUCCUCUCUCCCAAACACAAUGAGAAGUGCUUCUGUGCUAUCACAGGGAGAUGUGACAAAUUUCCUCCAAUGCUUGCGUUUCGAUCCAAAAAAUGUAGCAGCAGACCAUAAAGCUAGUCGUCAAGGGGAUUUUAGACGACACCUAAACGUUGCCCUUAAUGUCUCUGUGGACGAUUCCCAAUCUGUUUCAUCGAAAGGAAAGGUUACACAGGCUCCCACACCUGAGGAAAUAAAGAGAGUCAGGGUUAGUCUUCGUGAAUGCUCUGUGAAAGCAAGGGAGCGUAUGAAGAUCUUCAGUGAAGCGUUAUCUGUAUUUAACAAGUUCUUCCCAGCAGUACCCUCAAAGAAGAGAUCUAGAUCAGAAAGUUUGUCGAAUGACCGCUCCGGUCCCUUAUUAUCUAGUGAACGUUCAGUUUUGGGCCAAAGCCUUAGUAAGAUGGCAAUUCAGAAUCAUGGUGUUACCAGCAACUUUGAGCUGGAACAGCAGAAGCUAGAAGAACGAACCAAAAGUGUUGUUCCAAACAAACGCACUCGCACUUCUUUGGUGGAUGUGAGGACCAAUGCCCUUGCCAGAGCACCUGGUACUGCAGAUCGAGAUAGGGAAGUACUGAGGCUCGCAAGUAAUGGCACUGUUCAGACUGACGAACGGACAUUAUCAAUUGGUGUUGAUGGUUGGGAAAAGACAAAAAUGAAGAAGAAGCGCUCUGGGAUUAAACCUGAUGCUUCUGCAAGUUCAGUCUCCACAAAGCCCACUGACUUAUACCGUGAUCCUAAACAGGGACUGCAACAAAGAGCUGCUACUGACACCCGUUCAAGGUUGAACAGUGACUCUCAUGGUUUCAGGCCAGGAGUUGCAAGUGCUGGUGGUGUUGGAAAACCCGACAUUGUCUCUCAGUCACCAGGCUUGGGCAUGCGCUCAUCCAUCCCUGAAAAUGGUGCUGUUCUAAAUGAUAGGAGAGAGCGCCCAGUCAGUUCAGAUAAAGAAAGGGCAAAUAUUAAAAGUGUUAACAAGUCAAAUGUUCGUGAUGAUUUAAACUCAGCUAGUCCUACAUCAAGCACAAAAGUAAAUCCAUCUGUUCGAGCUCCCCGAUCAGGCUCUGUUGGUGCACCCAAGUUGUCCCCGGUUGUGAACCGUGCAACUACUGCCAGUGACUGGGAGCUCUCCCAUUGUACAAACAAGCCACCUGCUAUUGGAGCUAAUAACCGUAAACGCACUGCAUCUAAUCGUUCUUCGUCUCCACCUGUUGCUCAGUGGGCUGGCCAGAGGCCUCAGAAGAUCUCUCGCACAGCAAGACGAACAAAUUUGAUGCCUAUAGUUUCUAGUAAUGACGAGGUUUCAGCUGUAGAUACUGUAUCAGAUAUCUCCGGUAAUGAAACUGGGAUGGGACUUUCUACUCCCAGGCGUUUGUCAGCUGGCUCUCCUCAACAGAUAAAACUAAAAAGUGAGCCCUUAUCAUCUGCUGCACUAUCUGAAAGUGAAGAAUCAGGGGCUCCUGAAAUCAAAUCUCGAGACAAACCCAAAAAGUCUGAUGAAAUAGAUGAAAAGGUUGGGCUAAAUGUUCAAAAAGUAUCAAGUCUUGGUACACCAUCAAGGAAGAAUAAGCUGAUGCAAGGAGAAGAGCUAGGAGAUGGUGUGCGAAGGCAAGGAAGGACUGGGCGUACUUUCUCCACACCAAGGUCUCUCGUGCCCAUGGGCAUGGAGAAGCUUGGACCAGCAAAACAGAUUCGAAGCGCGAGGGCUAGUUCUGACAAAAAUGAAAGCAAACCUGGUCGUCCACCAACCAGAAAAGUAUCUGACCGCAAAGCAUAUACCCGUCAGAAGCAUACUGCUGUCCAUGCAACAUCAGAUUUUCUCGUUGCUUCUGAUGACGGGCAGGAAGAAUUACUGGCUGCUGCGAAUGCUGCCAUUAGUCAUGCAUCCCAAGUGCUAUCUUGUCCAUUCUGGAGGCAAAUGGAACAAUACUUUGGCUGCAUAGCGGAUGUCGACCUUGAAUAUUUGAAACAGCAGGCAAAUUUGGAUCCUAUUGUGUCGCCAGUGCCUUUUUCCUCUGAUGCCCACAUCUGCAGUAACAUCUCUAAUGGAUAUAGAUUAAUUGACCAAGGGAGAGAAGUCAGGUGUGCCACCGAAACAACUGGCGUUGAACUUCAUCCGGGAGAGUCUGUGGUUGGUACAGGGGAUAGUUCUCUCUGCCAGAUGCUUUUAGCAGCUAUAAUCUCAGAGGAUGACUGUGGCCUUGAAGAUGAGGACAAUGAAUUCGGUGCAUAUGAAACUGGAUUUGAACCGGAUCGGGUACUGGGUUUAAGUGGAUUGGAUCACCUGGAUAGUUUCCGGGCAUCUACGCAAGCUGUAUUUAAUGAUUACAAAGUGACAGUAAAGCCAGGACAUGAUUCUUCAGAAAUUAAUGUAUUAGGUACCCCAAAGGCAGGUACUUAUUCAAGUUCCAUCCAUGCUACAAAUGGUGUAUUUUCAGAUCAGAUACCAAUACCUAUAGCAGCUUCAGAACUCCAGUAUGAUAACAUGCGUUUAAAUGAAAAGCUGCUUCUGGAGGUUCAAAGCAUUGGAAUAUUUCCAGAAUCAGUGCCCGGUGUGCAUACUGAGGACGAAGGAAUCGCUGUGGACAUCUGUAAGUUGGAGGAGAAGCAUGCUGAACAGGUCUUGAAGAAGAGAGGUUUAGUUGAUCAACUGUUGAAAGCUGCCAUGGAAACAAAAGAAAUCCAGGAAAGGGAACUUGAGCAACGUGCUUAUGAAAAGCUCACUACAAUGGCUUACCACAAAUACAUGGCUUGUUGGGGAUCCACUGGCGGGAAGACUUCCAACAACAAAAUGGCCAAGCAAUCUGCCUUAGCAUUUGUCAAGCGCACGCUGGAGAGGUGCUAUAAUUUUGAAGAUACGGGUAACGGCUGCUUUAGUGAACCCAUGUUUAAAGAAAUGUUCCUCUCUGCACCUUCACAAGUCAAUGGUUCACAAAUGGUGGACUACACUGUGGAUGCCGAACCUGCUAAACCAUUUGUUGCUGCCUCAAGCCGAUUAUUAGAUUCCAGAGUUUCAGCUUCCACUGGGUUACAGCUAAGUCCUCAAACUUCACGACUUAGUCAGAAUGGGGAUGGCCAUGUUGCUAAUCCCUGUGACAUGCUUCCACCUGUACAUCGUGGAUCUGGUAAAGAAGAUACAUGGUCAAAUAGGGUGAAGAAGAGGGAAUUGUUGCUUGAAGAUGUUGGUGGUGGUACUACUGCUACCUCGUCAGGGAUUGGAGGUUCUCUAUUAAGCAGUACUAAAGGAAAGAGGAGUGAGAGAGACAGGGAGGGAAAGGGACACAACAGAGAGAUAUUAUCUAGGAACGGAACAAAUAGAAGUGGACGGCCGGCUCUGUCAAACUCUAGAGGAGAAAGGAAAUCUAAAGCGAAACCGAAACAGAAAACAACCCAGUUAUCUGUUUCUGUGAACGGCCUUCUGGGCAAGACUGAACAUCCCAAACCAACAUUGCCCUCUGAGUCUAAGCGGACUCAUCAGACUUCUGGCAGCAAUGCCAAAGAAAAAGAUGGGUUUGGUUUGGAUGUACUUGAAGACCCUGAUUCUCUUGAUUUGUCCAAUAUUAUACCAGGAAUAGAUGAUGAUGGCCAAGGACAGGAUCUAGGUUCAUGGUUGAAUAUUGACGAUGAUGGGUUACAAGACCUUGAUUUCAUGGGUCUUGAGAUCCCAAUGGAUGACCUUUCGGACUUGAAUAUGAUGGUUUGA